CACCUCAAACUACAACAAUAAACAUUACUAGAAAUAUUCGAAUAUGUACCUGCUGCUACAACUAUUCCCGAAGCAAGCCUCGCGACGGUAUCCCAUAAUCUCCACGUUUCCGGGGAGACGUUGCCAUGACGACUGGCUGCAAACAUUAGUUACGCCGUGGCGACGUUGGCAGUUCUUUAAAAGCCUCGUCGUCCGGUUUUUGUAUAGUAGGAGGAGAUUUAAAACACAACACAUUUGUUUAAAAGGAAGAAAUAGUUUAACCGUUAAAUUGAAACGAGAUGGUAUAGAUUAUUAUAUAUCUACUACAGUAAUACAUGACACGGUUAGCUAACGUUAACAGUCAUUAGCAUUCGCUAACGACACCACGCUAGAGUCAAAGCGUUAAACUGCUUAAAAAAAUCUCACAUUUUUUAUUUUAAUGCUGAUUACUGUCCAUUAACAACGCAAAAGGCUCAACCGCUUCAGAAAUGACGUCAGUUUGUAGCAGUGCAGGAAAAUUAAGAAAGAAAUCCGCGGUGUUACAACUGACCAGUGCGGCACAGCUUCCUGCGCACACCAAUUGCCUUUCGUGUUCAGACGACGACAAAUACCUCACCAUAGGUCACGCCAGGGGCCUGUCUGUGUGGUGUUCGAGUACACUGACCUGUGAGGCCACGUGGCAGCAGGACAAGCUAGAGAUUACGUCUGUUCACAUGGUCACCACCUGUGAGACCUCCUAUUUGCUGGCCAGUAUUGAUGAUAUGGGUGUUGCCAGAGUCUUUUUGUAUAACUUAGAAUCUAUUUAUCUCUUCAGUGUUAUUAACACAUUGGACGAUAUCAACAAAAGGAGCAUUUGCUUGAACUUUGACAUAUCUGAAGGAGGCAACUAUGGAGCUAUAACAAUGAACUGUAACAGUGAUAUUUGGCUGGAUAUUUAUUUAUUUCCUGUCGAGGACUGGCUGAGAGAGCUCAAGGAUCCCAAAAUCUCUGCAAAUAUGAAAUGGUCUCCAGCUGCUCGGGUGAAUAAAAUUAUUCCUACUGCAGCAAACAUGGCAGAUUCCUCCGACUUGUUGACUCACUGUUUAAUCCUAGAUGAGACAAACGAGCCACCCAGACAUUGCACUUAUCACUUUCUCAUGAAAUGUGGUCCUUGUCAUGGCGAGAAUAAACCAACGCCAGCAGGAUGUCCAGUCAUUGUCUGUUUUUGGUGGAACGGAAGCUACAAUCUUCUUUACCACACGCUGUCCAAAACACCAAAGUCCAAACAAGAUCCAGAACCUCAGCCGUCUGUGCUGUGGCCCAAUGCAGCAGAAAUCCUGUGCUCCGCCGUCAGUAGGUGCACUCGUUUCAUUGUGCUCGGCCUCAGCAACACUCUGGUGUGUGUCUGGGACAGGCUCGUUGGCGCUCCAUUGUCUGUCUGUACGCUCUCAACAGACAGCGCUUUUCUCAGGCUGCAGUUUGUGGAAUACUGGCCUGCAUGCACUGAUAUUACCCAGACCUUAACCGCAGGUGAAAUCCAUCUUAUGGUGGUUUGCAAGAGUGGAGCUUUGUAUGUUAUGAACACGAGGCGAGGAGCAGCAGCUGUCACAUUGCAGCUCUCACAAAGGCCACAAGACAGUCGUGACAUGCUGACUGUUACUGCAUCAGUGGCAUUCCUGAAGGGCUUGGUGCUUGUGGUGCAUCGUAAUGGGAAAAUGUUCCUGCAAGAUGCCGUCAACAAAGCCAUAGUAUGCGCCUUGAUUCCUCCCACUGGUCAUCUGUUGGCUACCCCCUGCAAUCCUGUUUACACUCUGAACGACAAGCAGCACAUUCUGUUCAUGCUAGGUGACAAGGAACCCACCGGUUGUUCUUCCUCCUUAAAACACAAAAGGCAAAGACAACUCCUCGUCCUACGUUUCGACGAGCAUGACGUCAUUGAGCCAUAUGUUGUUUCACAUCUACAAUUUCCAUGGCAACAAAAAACAAGCGUCACUGGGGAGGACGCUUGCAACAUGUACCUCCAGAAAAGAGCUCUAUCACUGGAUGAAAGGCACAAAGCUUUAACAGAGACAUGGAAGCGACUGCAGGCGACGACGGGCGCUGAUGUAAAAACAUAAAAGAACUGCUCAUCAUUGAUACGGUACUCAGUGGUGGUAUUGUAAUGAGGUUGCAAAGGAAGAGAAUGAAGCUUGAAAAAGCUUAAAUUCCAAUGGACUGGAUGUGACGUGUACACAGAGAUGAAUACAUUAUUAUUCUAACACAGCUCAUUGUAUCAUUCCCCAUACUGGGAUCUGAUAUUGAUUUUUAAUUUGUUCCCCAAGGCCUCAUUUGAAUUGUGAGCGGUGUAGUUAUUGCCAAAGAACGACAAGUGAGAGUCUUAUGAAAGACCUUCUUGGCACCUUCAGCAAAAGUGUUUACUGCGUCCUUCAUUUCCGUACAUUUUAUACCGGUGGCGUGACUACACUUCCUAAUAGCGCCUUGUCCAAGUGAUUCAAAUUCUUGCAGAUCACCCAAUCAGAUUUAUUUAUUGAUAUUUGCAUGCUAUGUGAGGAUUGUAUUGACAUGCAUUUCUUGUGUUACCAUUUUUCUAACCUCAGGCUCACACUGAAUCCGUUGUGGCUCUGUUGUGGGCGCCGGAAGCAUUGAAAUCUCUGUUGUCGGCUCAAACUAACUUCGUCUCCGGCGGUCGUACGGCACAACAGAAAGAAUCAGUUUGAGUCUGACUUUUUUUCUGACGCCGUUGACACCGGAGCAGUCUCUGGUCAAGCUGUAUGUUUCCACAGCCGGAGCGGAGCUUGAUGCUGUGUCUACCGGAGUAGGUGUGAGCCGGACUCCAUCAGUACCGGCGCCGCAACAGAUUCAGUUUGAGCCCGGGAUAACGCUACUUCUGUCAACAAGGCGCCUGGAGAUCUCACAGAAGAUCCUGGUGUAGCAUGUGAUCAUGAUGGCCAGCGGCAGCAGGAAAAGGCACGAGAAGCUGACUGCAGCCAGUGAGCUCACCUGAGGGACAGACAGCAAGAUGCUCAUGGUCCACGCCGCCACUAGCAUGCACCUGUUCCUCUUCCUGGCUUCGUUGAUGGCCAGGGGGUUCAGGAUGGCCGACUGGCGGUCCAGACUGAUAACCACAGUGACGAAGGCGCCAGAGUACAUGGCUUGGAGCUUGAGGAACAUCAGCGCCCGGCAGACGACAUCUCCUGCCAGCCAUUGUACCGUAAUGUUCCACACGGCGUCCACCGGCAUCACGAUGAAGGUCACCAGCAGAUCGGCCAGCGUCAGGUUGAUGAUCAGCACCCUGACGUGGGACUUCCGUUUCCCGUCGACGUAGGCCGCACGCAGCACGGCCAGGUUGCAGAAAGCCGACACGCCGCACAGGAUGAAGGUGAUGAUCACCCGGACUUUGGCGGCCGUGGUGAAGGUGGGCAACUGCAGGUUGUUGUCCAGGCACGUCAAGGAGGAGACAUUACAGCUGGCGUUGCCUGGCUGAAGGUCUGCGCUCGGUUGACGCAUGCUAGUAGCCAUUUUCCUGAGAAGAUGACAUUCUGCUCAAUCAGCGUGAAGGUCAGUUCUGGUCACACAAAGAGAAACAUCAAAAACAUCCAUGAGUCACAAGCGUUGCACGGGCUGCAAAUCAUCUCUUGUCAUGUCAGUGCAUUUCACAAAUGUUCAUAAUGUUCAUAAACAGAAUGAUUUCAUAGUUACAGCAUAUAAAAAACCUCUUUAUGACUCUCUAAAUAUAAUUUUUACCAUUAUUAGAGCCCUCUACACAUGUAAUAACACCCCUAUAGUCACAUUUUCACUCAUAUUACCCAAAAUAGAAGAUAUAAUCAGAGGGUAUAAGAUAUUUAAAACAUAAAUAAUGUAGUGAAGCCUACAUUUUAUAUUAUUUUUUUAUUAUUUUUUUUCAAAUAAGGCUGAAAAUGUUUGUAUAUAGUUCAUUCAUUCAUUUUCUACCGCUUUUCCUCACGAGGGUCGCGGGGGUGCUGGAGCCUAUCCCAGCUGUCUUCGGGUGAGAGGCCGGGUACACCGUGGACUGGUCGCCAGCCAAUCACAGGGCACAUAUAGACAAACAACCAUUCACACUCACAUUCAUACCUAUGGACAAUUUGGAGUCGCUAAUUAACCUAGCAUGUUUUUGGAAUGUGGGAGGAAACCGGAGUACCCGGAGAAAACCCACUGCCAUCUCCACACAGAGAUGGCCGAGGGUGGAAUUGAACCCUGGUCUCCUAGCUGUGAGGUCUGCGCGCUAACCACUCGACCUCCGUGCCGCCCGUUUGUAUAUAUAGUGUGUUUUAAAAUGAUCACGCUCACACAUAUGCUUCUAGUUUUUACAAGACCCCUGUUAGGACCCCUAUAUGUCAUGUAUUUGAUCUGAUUGGCUGGCUCUCAGAGACGAUUGAUUGAUUCAGCCUUAAUUUCCCGCAAGUGUAUACGUGAUUUUACAAACGUCAAAUCUAUUUGCACUGAAUUUUAAAAAAUUUUAAAACAACAUCCAUCCAUUUUCUAUACCGCUUGUCCUCACUGGGGUCGUUUACGAAUUGUAUUCAACUAAAUUUUCAGCAGAAAAAAAAAUGUCAUUACAUUACAUAAAUUCAGUCUGUACAACAAGCUUGACUAAUAAUAACUUAGCCUUCAUGGGGUGUUCAUAAACAGGGACACAUGCUGUUACUAACUUCUGCAUAAUAGGGGACCUUUUAAGUGCUAUGAUCUUGCAGCGCUGUCAUGACAUCAUUGCAUCCUGCGUCCAUGCUGUUCUUGCACAAAAAGGCCAGUGUUGUCGAGUGUAGUUGUGCUAAUUGCAAACUUAUGCCUCAUUUCAUGCACAAGCAUGUUAUCCGCAUAAUCAGCCACGCGAUUAUUCAUCUUUGAAUGGGGUCUAAAUGAUACUAUAAAUAUGUUUUAAUGAUAUAAUAGUAUUAGCAUUCAAAGCCAAAGACACAUCAAAUCACGCCAUUGCUCUUGUGAGACCUCAGUUAUCAGCAAAAUCUGGACUAAAACCAAAUUAGCUUAAUAAAAGCGCUUUAGGAAUCAAAUACAAUAUAUAAUGUACAUACGUAUAAUUUGAACAAAUGCAAAUUAUAAUUAAAUAAUAUGUUGAUCAUAAUUUUAAUGUAAUAAAAUGUAUUAAAUAUAAUUCUAAUUUAAGUGACAUCACAUGUAAUGUAUGUGAUAUACAGUAAAUUAUCAAUAUACCAGCAGGAAUGACUUUCUGACUAAACACAGGAUGGGAUUCAAUUUAUUAUCAUUACACAUGUACAGGGUAACGAAUCUGAAAUAUACUCUCAAUUACUACAUAUGUAUACUUGACAAAAUGGACAUCAACUUCUUGCUAUGUAUAAUGACACACACAAGGGACUUCGAUUUCCUAUUAUUAUUUAUUUAAAUUAUUUAAAUUAUUUGGGCAAUUUACUGUUCACGCUGCACUUUACAUUAUGUUGUUCAUAUUUGGUGUCUAUUCUAUCUAUUUAUUCUCCACAUUAUUAUUAUUAUUUAUUAUUACUUAUCU
Messenger RNA from Doryrhamphus excisus (bluestripe pipefish), 5461 nucleotides. Lineage: Eukaryota; Metazoa; Chordata; Actinopteri; Syngnathiformes; Syngnathidae. The record is from RefSeq and is a predicted model, not a curated record.